AUGUCUCGUUCGUUGGCGGCGGAAUGGUGGUUGUCGCGGUUGAGGCGGUGGCCUCUCAUCGGAAUCUUAGAGUCGGGCAACGAAGCUGCAAUGGAGGGGAGGAACUGUGCACAAGGACUGUCUCAGGCUACGAACAAGUUGUUGAUGGUGACUCGGGUCGUGAUGGCGACGGGUUGUGGUGGCGAUGUCAAUGUGACCAACCGAGCUUGUAGUGGCGACAGGACUUGCCGGCUACGGAGCAUGUGGCAGAUGGCAGCAGAGCAAGUGGCUGUGUCACGCUCGCCGACUCUGAAAUUUCCAAGUAGGAGAAUGACACCGGAUGAAAUUGCCGAACAUGUUAAGGAUAUUUGUCCAGAAUUUGGUGACCUUAACAUUGAAGAAGUUCUUCUAAUGCAGGAAAGCGCGUUUCAGUAUAUUCAGGUCAAUAAACAGAACAGGGGCAUGGCUUCAAGCUAUGGUGAAACAAGCAACACCAGUUCACUUUCGUUGCAUGAGAAUGAGUCAUCAUCACGUGGGACAAGUGCCGAGCACCAAUUGGCUCACGAUGAAGACUUAGCAAGGGCCUUGGAGCUGGGGGAUGACUUUUAUAAUUUCGAUGUUCAGGAACCUGGUGCCAGUGCUGUUGGAUCAACUGUUGGAGAAUUGCCAAACCAGAGUGAGAGUCGAAACAUAAGGCAAGACGAGUUUGAUCCUGAUACAAUGACCUAUGAGGAACUGCAAUCACUUGGAGAAUCUGUUGGAAUAGAGAGCAGAGGGCUUUCGGCAGAUAUCAUUUCUCGGUUACCGACAUUCAAAUACAAAGUUGGUUUCUUCUCAAAGAAAAAGAAAGAAAAAGAAGAGUGCGUCAUAUGCUGCUCCGAAUACAAAAAUGGAGCUAAGUUGACUACUCUUCCUUGCACGCAUCAGUAUCAUUCGCAGUGUAUCACUCCUUGGUUGCAACAAAAUAAAGUAAGCUUGACUUCGAGUGAUUACAAAACUAUCCACCCAUAUCAAUGCCCGAUUUGUCAAAAGGAGGUUGAAGAUGAGUAGCUAUACAACCUGCUCAAUUCCACAUGCCUGUUUGAUAAAUGCCUGCCAGUUUUGAUUUCUGUAACCCUAUAUAACUUGUUCGAAUGAAUUUUCAGCUUCGUAAUUUCUGUAUCAAUUUCACUGUUUGUACAAAUGCGUUCACCAUGUUGGGAGAGAUGGUGUGAACUUCUGCCAGCAUAUGGUGCAGUGGUUUGUGUGUGUGUAUAUUUAUAGAGCAUGAGCAUGCCUUUUAUGAAGAUUAAUAAUAAUUACUAAUG
This is a messenger RNA of Striga asiatica, 1286 nucleotides long. Lineage: Eukaryota; Viridiplantae; Streptophyta; Magnoliopsida; Lamiales; Orobanchaceae. The record is from the annotation of a GenBank genome assembly.